Molecule: messenger RNA, 1187 nt
Organism: Pneumocystis carinii B80
Lineage: Eukaryota; Fungi; Ascomycota; Pneumocystomycetes; Pneumocystales; Pneumocystaceae
Exons: 7
Coding region: 1-1179 (392 amino acids)
Biological process (GO): mitochondrial tRNA threonylcarbamoyladenosine modification
Cellular component (GO): mitochondrion
Source: RefSeq, a predicted model, not a curated record
AUGAUUUUUGGAUGCAGAAAUUACUGGGGUUACUUUUUUCCGCGGAAAAUUUUGAGUUUUUAUAGAGAAUUGAGGAUUUUAGCAAUUGAAACAUCAUGUGAUGAUACAAGUGUCUGUUUGCUUGAGAAUUGUAUUGAUAAGGGUUUUUCUGAGGUUUUAUACCAUAAAACAGAGAGAUCAUUGAGUGAGAACGAGAAGUUUGGUGGGAUUCAUCCAGAAGUUUCAAUUGUGUAUCAUCAGAAGAAAUUGUCAUAUAUUUUAAAAGAAGUUUUUGAUGAGUAUAUUUGUGGCCGACGGAAUAUAGAUUUAAUUGCUGUGACGCAAGGUCCUGGGAUGAUUGGAUCUUUGUCAGUGGGAUUGAAUACGGCAAAGGGUUUAUCAGUAGCCUUAGAUGUUCCUUUGAUUGGGAUUCAUCAUAUGCAAGCACAUUCUCUUACUCCUCGAUUGAUUAGUAGUGGAAAAUAUCCGGAAUUUCCUUAUUUAAGUUUAUUACUUUCAGGUGGACAUACAUUAUUAGUAAGGUCACGAAGUGUUAUAGAGCAUGAUAUUUUGGCAUCUACAUUGGAUAUUUCAGUGGGGGAUAUGAUUGAUAAAUGUGCAAGACUCUUAAAAGUUGAUUGGAAUGGCAUGAUGCCUGGACAAGCUCUUGAAAAUUGGUCAAAAAGUGGUGAUCCAUCAAUGGAUACAGACACAGUAUGGAACUUGCCUGAACCUCUUAUGAAAAACCCGGAAAAUCGAUCUAAACUUGCAUUUUCUUUUUCGGGAUUAGGUUCAUCUGUUGAUCGAAUUGUUAAAAGGUCAUCUUUUAAUGAAUUUCAACUGAAAAGUCUAGCCAGAUCAUUACAAAUAUCUGCAUUCAAUCAUAUUUCCCGCUGUCUUCUAUUAGGACUAGAAAAAAUUGACGGUUAUGUUACAGGAAUUGUGAUAAGUGGAGGUGUUGCUAGGAAUUCUUUUUUAAAAACUAUAUUACACACAAAACUAAAUAACAGUCCUUACAAACAUAUUCCGCUCUUUUUUCCUCCUACUGAACUGUGCAGUGAUAAUUCUGCUAUGAUUGCAUGGACUGCUUAUGAAAUGUAUAGUCUUGGUUAUAUUUCAGAUCUUUCAAUACUUCCUAUUAGAAAAUGGCCAAUUGAUCAGCUGUUAGAACUAGGGAAGUAUAUAGUUUAUGACAACUAGUAUAUUUA